This is a messenger RNA of Brassicogethes aeneus, 765 nucleotides long. The record is from the annotation of a GenBank genome assembly. NCBI's taxonomy places the organism in Eukaryota, Metazoa, Arthropoda, Insecta, Coleoptera, Nitidulidae.
AACAGAGUAGACGUGAUUAAUUUCUCGCUCCGACUAAAUACAAAAACUUAAGUAAAACUGUAGUUAAAAAUUGUGAAAAGUGGUGAAAAGCUUAUAAAAAUGGUGAUUUUUACCCGUGACCAGUUAAAGGAAAUAAAAGAGGAAAUAUUUAAAGACUUUAAAGCAGUUAUAGAAAAAGGCAUUGGUGAAAUAAUGGAUAGUGAAUCAUUUACAGACAAAUUGAUUGCCAAGGUCAGUGACACCGUACAAAAAACCCUUGAAACUAAACUAAAUAAUUAUAAACAACAUUAUGAAAAGCAAAUAAAAACGCUUGAGGAAAAAAUUGAUGCAAUAGAACAAUACUCAAGAAGAAAAAAUUUACGCAUUUUUGGCGUACCAGAAAACCCAGUAAUACCACUUAAAGAUGACAUAAACAACAUCUUUACAACCAUGGGAACAGAACCCAAACCCAUAGUAGAAUGUUAUAGAAUUGGAAAACUAACUAAUAAACCUAGAGCUAUUUUUCUUAAACUAGCAAACUAUGAAGACAAAAUGGAAAUUAUUAAAAACCGAAAGAAGUUAAAGGGCACUAAAGUGCAUAUUAAGGAGGAUUUAACAAAAGCUAAAAUGGAAAUACUAACAGCUGCAUCUGAUAAAUUUGGCUACAAAAAUGUAUGGAGUCUAAAUGGAAAAAUAUAUGUUAUGUUAAACAACAAAAAAACUGAAUUCAAGUCCAUUGAACUUGUAGAUAAUUACGAUGUCAAUGUAAAUAGGAGUGAUUUUUAA